Molecule: messenger RNA, 1833 nt
Organism: Acanthochromis polyacanthus (spiny chromis)
Lineage: Eukaryota; Metazoa; Chordata; Actinopteri; Pomacentridae
Product: piggyBac transposable element-derived protein 3-like
Exons: 3
Coding region: 1-1833 (610 amino acids)
Molecular function (GO): sequence-specific DNA binding
Source: RefSeq, a predicted model, not a curated record
AUGGUAACUUCCACAGGCUUUAAAAACGGCACCCCCUCGUCUCUCAAAGAAGGGGCAGAAUCACGUGACUUCAUCCAGCCAAUCAGUGAAGCCCACCCAGCUAUCAGUGAGGAUGAGGACUCUGACAGCGGAGACAAUGACAUUGAAGACCCUGACUUCAUACCACCCAGCCACGACCUGGACACCCCAGACCUGAGUGACAGGGGUCCCUCUGGUAAGCGGAGGUGCGUGCGGCCUACGGUGGAGGUGCUUGAGGAUGAGGACGACGAUGAAGACGACCUUUAUGACCACAACAACAACAGGUAUGAAGACGAUGACCAGCCAGCACCACAGGCCAAGAGGCCCACCCAAGAGAAAAAGUCCACAGCCAGACUGACCACCUGGAAGAUGGUUGACCUAAGUAACCCACCCCUGCCUGAGUACCAGCACUCUCCCCCUGACUUCAUUGGGACUCCAUUUGAGUACUUCAGCAGGUACUUCAGCCCCCAAGUCAUCGAGCACAUAACAUACCAGACCAACUUAUAUGCAACCCAGAAAGACGUUAACACCACUUUCACCACCACUGAAGACGAGAUGCUGAAUUUUGUGGCUAUCCUGAUCUACAUGGGAAUUGCUGAGCUGCCUUCAAUUGAUGACUACUGGGCAAUGGACACCAGGGUCCCUCAAGUUGCAAAUCUCAUGUCAUCUAAGAGGUUCAGGCUGAUGAGGAGGCUUGUCCACUUCAACGACAACACUCAGAUCCCUGGCACUGUUGACCGAUUCUUCAAGAUCCGGCCACUGUUCAGCUUCCUGAAUACUGUCUUCAGGAAGGAGCCACAAACCCCCAAGCAGUCAGUGGAUGAGGUCAUGGUUGCCUACAAAGGCAAGACAGCUGGUAACCUGAGGCAGUACAUCAAGAACAAGCCAGACAAAUGGGGAUUCAAACUGUUUGCCAGAGCUUCUGAGGAUGGCUUCAUUCAUGACAUGGUGCUGUAUCAGGGAAAGACUACGUUGGAAGCUCAUGGUGUUCCUCUCAUGCCUGAACAAAAAACCUUGGGUGCCACCAGUCAGAUAGUCUCCGUCCUGGUUAGUACCAUGUCCCCCUCUACCACCACGGCCAUCUUUGCUGACAACUUCUUUACCAGCCUGGAGUUGGUGCGGUACCUCAAGGACAAGAACUGCAGGUACACAGGGACAGCCAGGGACAACAGAAUAGGGAAACCUCCACUCAAGUCCAUCAAGGAGAUGGAGAAGAAGGCUGUUCCUCGGGGUACCUACAGCUAUGUCACCAGUGAUGAUGGGAUACUAGCGCUCAGAUGGAAGGACAACAAGACUGUCACUCUGCUGUCCACAGAUAUGGGAGUGGAGCCCAUGUCCUCAGUCCACCGGUACUGCAGUGAGACCAAGCAGAAGGAGGAAGUGAGCUGCCCCGCUGUCAUCAAAAGCUACAAUUCCAGCAUGGGGGGAAUUGACAAGAGUGACAUGCUGGUUCAUCUCUACCGCAGUCCCAUGAAAUCCAAGAGGUGGUACAUGCGGCUGUUUGCAUAUGCAAUUGAUGUCAGCCUCACAAAUGCCUGGGUGAUCUACAAGCGGGACUGCAAGGCUCUUGGUGUGGAUGGCCUGUCACUGAAGAACUUUAGGAUCCAGGUUUUCAGCCACACCCCGGAUGAUUUUGUUCGGUUUGACCUGUCCCUUUUCCAUGCUCCUCUCUACACCACCCGCCAGACCUGCAAGCACUGCAGCAGGAAGGGACACAUCUUGAGGUCAAACAUCCUCUGCAGAGUCUGUAAGGUCCACCUGUGCCUCAAUGCUGACCGCAACUGCUUCAUAACGUACCAUGAAGCAGUUGCCUAA